This is a messenger RNA of Clunio marinus, 246 nucleotides long. The record is from the annotation of a GenBank genome assembly. Lineage: Eukaryota; Metazoa; Arthropoda; Insecta; Diptera; Chironomidae.
AUGGCAGUAGCAUCAUUUCUCCUUCUUACAGAAGACGCCAGAAAAAGGCAAUGGAAAUGUGGUAAACACAAAAAAGAGAAAAAAAGAUAUGAAAAAUGCACAAGACAGGCACAAACUAUCUUUCGUCUUGCUCACGAAAACUCGAGGAUGGCAAUGGCAAAAAGCACUCAAGAGCUGUGUAACAUAAAGUUCGUAGAAAAAGAGACGAUUUGCAGCAAGGAAUGCUCGUGUGACAACACAAAAUAA